Messenger RNA from Photinus pyralis (common eastern firefly), 855 nucleotides. Its product is annotated as organic cation transporter protein-like. The record is from RefSeq and is a predicted model, not a curated record. Gene Ontology annotation, biological process: transmembrane transport. Gene Ontology annotation, molecular function: transmembrane transporter activity. NCBI's taxonomy places the organism in Eukaryota, Metazoa, Arthropoda, Insecta, Coleoptera, Lampyridae. The transcript is spliced from 4 exons. Bases 11 to 622 code for a protein of 203 amino acids.
CUGUUUUAGGAUGGUCAACAGCAUGACCUACUACGGUCUGUCGUGGAACACGAGUAAUUUAGGCGGAAACGACUACGUCAAUUUUGUGAUUGCGGGUGCGGUUGAACUUCCAGCGUACACGUUCCUUCUUCUCACCCUAAACAGAUGGGGUCGUAAAUCGAUUCUGUGCGGAUGUAUGGUCACCGCCGGCGUUGCUCUGCUGCUCACGAUGGCUGUACCGCAAGCGCAUCCCUGGAUGACGGUGACGCUGGCGAUGAUCGGAAAGUUGGCGAUCACUGCAAGCUAUGGAACAGUAUACAUUUUCUCCACCGAGCAAUUCCCGACGGUAAUCCGAAACGCCGGUCUCGGAGCAGGUUCGAUGUGCGCGCGUAUAGGCUCGAUAUCCGCUCCCCUCAUCAACUUGAGCAACGAAGUAUGGAAACCGUUUCCGCUAAUCAUCUUCGGAAUCCUAUCGCUUUUGGCCGGAUGCCUAUCCCUGCUCCUACCAGAGACGCUCAACCAAAAAUUGCCGGCCACGAUAGCGGACUGCGAGACAUUCGGAAGCCCGAUGACUGUAAUCGAAGAGGAGAAGCAACUGAAAUGUGACGACGAUCUCGAGAGGAACGACAAGAUUAAACUUUAACUCGUGUAUUAAUUCUCAAUAUUAGGAAUCUAUAUUUUAAACAAUAUUAUUUUUAAACAGUGGUAUAUGUGGCUGUGGAUUCUUUGCGCGAACUCGUUUUUUAUGCACUGCGAAAGGUUUUACAGUAGCAAAAAUGCCGUACAGUAUCGGUUGAGAUUAGGCGUGACGUUUAUACAAAUCAACGGUAUACAUUUUUUUACUCCAUGUGUACAAUAAAGAGAAUUUCGUAAUGA